CAGAUGGCGCCACAUCCCAGUCUGAGCCACAGAGUUUCCUCUUCACAGUGUCAAGAGCUGAGAGGCAUCAUCACGCCCUUCCUCUCUCUCUCUCUCUCUUCCCUCCUCCCAACACGUGUAACAGAGACAAACACACCCAAUCAAGAUAAAGGAAAAAAAAAGACGGACAUAAUCAAAAGACACAAAAGACUAACCUCUCCCCACACACAAACACACUAAACAGCCCCCAACCCCCUUUAAAAAACGACACAAGCCCUUAAUUAAAAAAAAAGAAAAAAGGAUGGAACCGCACCCGAAGAGGAGGAAGCGACCCUCCUUCAGCGACGAGGAACUCCGCGUCCUCCUCCAAGAGGUGUCCAAGAGGAAGAAGGUUCUCUUAGGGAAAUUCGACGCCAUUUCCGUCACCGUCCAGAGCAAGGUCGAGGCCUGGGAUGCUGUGACAGAGGCCAUUAAUGGGGUGAGCUGUGUCAUGAGGGAGAGGGAGGAGGUGAGGAGGAAGUUCGCGCACCACAGGUGGUUCGUGAAGAAGAAGGCCAAGGCGAAGGGGAGGAGAGGGGGUAAGACAAGCGACGCAGAUACCUUAAGCGACCCGGAGGAGGCAAUGUUGUCGAUGAUAAGUGAGACCGUGAGCAACAGUCACUCAGGUGUUUGUGAAUCUGAAAGUCCCUUGAGGUCUGUGUGUGAAGACACUAGUGAAGCAGUUAGGCUGACGCCCUUGAGAUCAGACAUAGAAGACCACAGCGUAGGGAAAAGCGACUUCAUCAGCUCCAAUGCAGAUCAUUCAUUAAGAGGACUUCGGAACUUUAGGAUGAAUAGGAGAGGAGCAGAUAGUGUUCAAAAGCUUAAUGAUGACACUGAGGGGACCCCAUUAAGAAUAGAAAAUGAAGAGACAAAUCCAACUGAGACUGAUAUUAGUGACGUUGUUACGAGCAGAAGCACGAUGGAAGGCCUACGACAUUUCCGGAUAGAUAAGGAGGAAAUUAGCAAAGAUCAGACCCUGUUGCUGCGGUAUUUUAGGAAAGAAAUGAAGUCCAGUGGAAAUUCAAAAUUAACCAAGAAGGACCACCACUCAAAUUCAGAAAAACUUAAAAUCUGGAGUCAUGAAGGUGUGCUCCAACUAGUAGAAGCAUACAGGACCCAUAUGCACAUGUUCAGUAUGACCUCUCUGAACAGCAGCCAGAUAUGGUGUAAAAUUGCAGAGGCAUUACAGGACAGUGGCUACACGUACACAGGAGAAUUAUGUAAAAGGAAGAUGCAGAAUUUAAGUACUAGGUACAAAUCCAUCACAGAAAACCAAGAGAAUGGCAGGGGAAGAAUCAAAUGGAGUAAAUGGGAAUAUUUUGACACCAUGCAGGAUCUCUUUGCCGGCAGCCCAAGUGGAGACACCUCGUUUGAGACCUCCUUAGACCUUUCAUUACCUACUGACCCUGAUGAUGAUCCCUUACAAGUGGAUGAAGUCAAGACAGAGCAAGACUGUCUUUCACCAGAAUACACUGAUGACUCUUUACAGUGGAGUGGGGUUAAGACAGAAUUCUGUCAUUCAUCAUCGGAACCUGAUAACUACUCUUUAUCAUGGGAGGAUGUUAAAACAGAGGAGAGCUCGCUUUUCCCAGAGCCUGUUGAGGAUUUACUGCCCUGGAGUGGUGUCAAGGUUGAACUUUGCUCAUCAUCUAAUACAGUACAUUAAUCUAAUUGAACUGGUCAAUAGGAUAACAUGAGAGUGGACCAACCCAGCUGAAGAAUAUAUUAAUUUUAUCCCUACGACCAUAAAAAAAUAUUUAUUUUUUUAAAAUAUACUUUACAGAUUAUUUAAAAA
Molecule: messenger RNA, 1816 nt
Organism: Penaeus chinensis
Lineage: Eukaryota; Metazoa; Arthropoda; Malacostraca; Decapoda; Penaeidae
Exons: 8
Coding region: 281-1687 (468 amino acids)
Cellular component (GO): nucleus
Source: RefSeq, a predicted model, not a curated record